AAACGAAACCGUCCAUUAGCUUGAAUGUAGAAAUACGAAUUAACCAUGGAUUUAAAGAGUGCUGGAAACUCUUUUGACUCAUUCACUGGUUGGAUGCUGAUUCUGGCACAAGUCCAAACAACGGAUGCACUUUACACCAAUGAGAGCAUCCAUUUCAACAAUCGGUUCUCCAUAUGGCACAAAGGCCCCUCCUCCAAGCUCCAUCCCGGCAGAGGGUCUCAUUCAUGCUUCAGGACUGCGGUUCACUGCAAGCCUCAUCCUGGCCCUUGGAUCAACUGUUCUGAUCCGGUCUGGUCUCCUGUCAAAGGGAGACUUUUUUUGCCUCCACACGCUGACAUUUAAAGAAUAUAGUGAGUCGGACUCGCUGCGGACUGUCUGUGGAGUUCAGUGCAGUGAGCAGGUGAUCAUUUUGCGCUCGAGCUGACGCUGGAGAUUUGCGCCUGGACAAUGCUUGCAAUCAGUGGGGGAGUGUAUUUAUUAUCAUUGUUUGAGCCUUAAAAGAAACUGUGUGGAUUUUUUUUAACUGAGACGCCCUUUGAAACAUCACACAGCACCGGUCAUUUAUUCAGUAAAGCUGCGCGCAUUUUGUUUCCCUGUGGCGCUUUGGAGGAGCGCAGAGCCUCGGUGUGUGGACCUUCUGUUGUUUGCCAAAGUGCUUAAGCUCCAACUCAGUUUUUUUCAGCCCAACUAAGUUCCAAAAAAAAGUGCAUCUCACCACCGGGCAGUGCUUAAAUGUUCGGGAUCCAGGAGCAUCUGAUACGAGAAGUGAGCGGAUUAAAAGAGAGAAGUCUUGGAGAGGAGAUGGAUCCAGUCCGGUCGUGGGUGCGUAACGUCGGGGUUGUGGACGCGAACGUCGCGGCGCAAAGUGGAGUCGCUCUGUCAAGAGCUCAUUUUGAGAAGCAGCCUCCCUCCAAUCUCCGCAAGUCCAACUUCUUCCACUUUGUCCUGGCCCUCUACGACAGACACGGUCAACCUGUAGAGGUGGAGAGGACUUCGUUUGUAGACUUUGUCGAGCAUGACAAGGAGCAGACAGGAGAAAAGACCAACAACGGCACCCACUACAAGCUGCAGCUGCUCUACAGCAACGGGGUUCGCACAGAGCAAGAUCUUUACGCUCGACUCAUCGACUCUGUCACUAAACAGCCUAUAGCAUACGAGGGACAGAACAAGAAUCCAGAAAUGUGCAGAGUCCUGCUCACACACGAGGUUAUGUGCAGCCGCUGUUGCGAGAAAAAGAGCUGUGGCAACCGAAAUGAGACGCCCUCUGACCCAGUCAUCAUUGACAGGUUUUUCUUGAAGUUUUUCCUGAAAUGUAACCAGAAUUGUCUGAAGACGGCUGGAAACCCGAGGGACAUGAGGAGAUUUCAGGUGGUCCUGUCCAGCACGGUGAGUGUGGACGGCCACGUCCUGGCGGUGUCCGACAACAUGUUCGUCCACAACAACUCCAAACACGGCCGGAGAGCCCGUAGACUGGAGCCGGGAGAGUCUGUGGAGAAUUCUAUGGAAUAUGCGACGCCGUGUAUCAAAGCCAUCAGUCCCAGUGAGGGCUGGACCACCGGCGGGGCCAUGGUCAUCGUCAUCGGGGAGAACUUCUUUGACGGGCUGCAGGUGGUGUUUGGCAGCAUGCUGGUGUGGAGUGAGUUGAUCACACCGCACGCCAUCCGUGUCCAAACACCUCCCCGACACAUCCCCGGAGUCGUGGAGGUCACACUCUCGUACAAAUCCAAACAGUUCUGCAAAGGAGCUCCCGGACGCUUCAUCUACACAGCCCUUAAUGAGCCAACUAUAGACUACGGCUUCCAGCGUCUUCAGAAGGUCAUUCCUCGACAUCCUGGUGACCCAGAAAAACUAGCCAAGGAGAUCCUCUUAAAAAGAGCUGCAGAUCUUGUGGAAGCGCUGUACGGAAACCCACACAGUAAUCAGGACAUGCUGCUGAAGCGCGCGGCUGACAUCGCCGAGGCCCUCUACAGUGUUCCCCGUCCUCACAGUCAACUGCAGGCGCUGCCAAGUUCACCGGCCCACGGCAGUGUCAUGGGUCUGGGCUCCUACCCCUCUCAGUUAGGUGUGAGCAUUGGGGAGCCAGGACAUAGCAGCCAAGGUUAUAUUCGAAACUCCAGCAGUUUGUCUCCGAGGGGUUACCCAUCAGCCUCCACUCCCCAGCAGACAGGUUAUGGGGGCAGUGGCGGGAUGACUGGAGGCUAUGGGACAGUUCCCAUGACCAGCUUAGGAGUUCCUGGUUCUCCUGGUUUCAGCAGUGCUUCACCCACAGGCUCUCCAUAUAUAAUGCCCUCCAGCCCUACUAUACCAGGAAGCUCCAGCUCCUCGUCUUCUCUCUUGCCUUUCUCCUCCUUCCCGUCUGCUGCUAAACAGAAGAGUGCUUUUGCUCCUGUCCUCAGGCCCCAGGGCUCCCCCUCCCCUGCCUGUCCUGCCUCAGGGGGGAACAGCUUCAGAGGUAGCCACCCAUCUCACUAUCUGACCCCCCUGUCUGAACUCACCAAUGCAGUCUAACUCCUCCAUACUAACUCCUCGAAAAGCUUUGACUGAACGAGACAGAGAACACCUGCUGGAUGUACAUUAAUGCAAGACCUGGUUGAUUAGAAUCAUAGAUUUUGUAUAUUUUUUUCUCUCCAGCGAUGACGGGCCUGGUUGUUCCCAUGAUGUAGCAAAGCACCCACCCCAAUCUACCCCAGACCACUGCUUCACUUAGCCCCUCCUUUUGGCACUGAGUGGACAGGGAGAAAGGAAAAAUUGAUCCCUAGUGACUAUAUAUAACCUCCCUCCCUGAGCCCCCCCCCCCCAAAACAGCCAUUUCUUAGCCCCCUUUUCAUUCACGUGGAUGAACGGGACGGGGUAAAAUGAAAAUGUCCAAAGACCCAGCCAUCUUCUCCAGAGGCAGAGGAGAUUACUCCGGCCACAGCUACAGACAGACUGCGUUCCUUAGCGAUACUGCUCCACACUGGGACGUGCGCUGCGGAAAGAGUGCGGAAAGAAGGGAGAACAGGUUCCUACUUUCACCUCAAGCUUCUAAAGCAUCUGUAUAAACCUCUGGCCUGCAAUCACACGCAGUAUUUGAUUCUUCCAACACCUGCCCAAGCGUUGGCCAGAGACGCGUGUCAUGAGAGGCACUGUUGGAUGAUGGACGGAAAGCUCUGAUGUAAUGUUUGCAUCUCCGCUGUGUUGUCUGUGUGUGGACACCUCCGAUGGCAUGUGUGUGUGUGUGUGUGUGUGCACUGUCUGUGAAGUUAGCGAGAGGCUUUUUUUCUAGUAGACUUUUUGAAGACAAUUUACAUUCCAGAGAAAUAGACCCUUUAUUUUUUGUUCUGAUCUUUACAAGGGAGAACUCUUUGUCCCAAGGGUUAUUACUAAAGGAAUUCAUAUAUUGAUUUAUUUAAGAACAAGCAAUUUAACUUAUUAUAGUUAGUUUAGGGUAUAAUAUAAAUGUGGUUUUAUAAAGUGGUCCUUUUUCCAGCUGUCACUGAAAUAAGGUUGUCUCAGCAAUUGCUAUUUACUUUGCUAAAUGAUCAGAGGGAAAUGAUUUUUGUUAGUGAAAUCGAUUCUCACAGGUUCUUUCAUCACAAAAUCCUGAUUUUAAGUAAUCUUAUUGACCUUGUGUAAAGGUGAAAUUGUUAGUUAGCCUUAUCCUUUUUUUGCUCUCACUUAUGACGCAUGCUUUGUCACACCAAUGCCCUGAUAUUAUUUCAUUCCAUGUUGCAAACUUCAAUGUAAAUGGCUACACCUUGACGAUUUACAGUGUCAUUUUUAAAUGUCUCAGCCAGUAUCUAAGUCUGUAGUCACUAUGCAGUAAACGGCGAAUGAGCGCACAAGUGCUCAGUAGUAAACAACAGGGUGUGUGUGUGUGUGUGUUAGGUGUUCAGUAACCCUCAUCAUGCUAUUGUUACCCAUUGAUUUCUUUUUUUGACAUUAUCACCAUACAAACCUCAUUCUCAGGACAUGAAAAACAAAGAAACACAAAGAGUAGGUGACAUUUGCAAAAUGUUUGUUUUUGUUUAUAGUCUGGUUUUAUUCUAUUUAUUUAAGAAAAAUAUUAGCAAUUUAAUAUUAUGUUUUUGAAGCCAUCUUUAUUUGAAACACUACAGAAAAUGGUGCAAAUGUGAUUUGAAUAUCUCAAGUUGUAAUUAUAUUUUGUGCUCCAAAUAAAAC
This is a messenger RNA of Solea solea (common sole), 4161 nucleotides long. It is a transcript of the gene ebf2, whose product is annotated as EBF transcription factor 2. The transcript has 16 exons. Gene Ontology annotation, molecular function: RNA polymerase II cis-regulatory region sequence-specific DNA binding; DNA-binding transcription factor activity, RNA polymerase II-specific. The record is from RefSeq and is a predicted model, not a curated record. Bases 733 to 2508 code for a protein of 591 amino acids. Gene Ontology annotation, biological process: regulation of transcription by RNA polymerase II. Lineage: Eukaryota; Metazoa; Chordata; Actinopteri; Pleuronectiformes; Soleidae.